Molecule: messenger RNA, 597 nt
Organism: Mycotypha africana
Lineage: Eukaryota; Fungi; Mucoromycota; Mucoromycetes; Mucorales; Mycotyphaceae
Exons: 5
Coding region: 80-466 (128 amino acids)
Biological process (GO): nuclear inner membrane organization
Cellular component (GO): chromosome, centromeric core domain; nuclear inner membrane; mitotic spindle pole body
Source: RefSeq, a predicted model, not a curated record
CUGCACUUCUUCUUGUUGAUAUUGUUUUCGAGUGUGUGUGUUUCCGCCUGGAGUUCUCUGUUUCUUUUUUCUUCGCUGAAUGUCUUCCUACAUUACCAAUACCCGACCUUCAGUGUUUCAGAGAAUCUUACAUAGUUUUGGACUCAUCGAAUUACCGAUCAAGGUUAAUUGUUGGUAUUGUUGCCAAGAUUCUUUUAUUCUACCUGGAUCUAAAAAUACUGUCGAUCAUUGGUAUUGCCACUUGUGUGAAAGUAAUGGAGAGGUAGUUGAUCCUACACCGUUCGAAACGUAUAAACCACCUUCCGAAAAUAAUGCACAUACAUCAUCUCGCUUAAAGUCAUUGAAAACUUUGAAAAACAGCAAUCGAUCUUUAUGUAACAGCUGCCAGGAGAAUCAAAGUCUAAUCUACCAAUUACUUAGUGAUUAUAUUCCUGAUGAAAGUGAUCCCUCUUAUGAUUUCAAAUAGGAGCAAAAAGCGGCACUGCAAGCGAGGAACAUGAGCGACGCGAUUACAAAAAGCAUGACAACAGAAGCCAGGAAACGGCCCAACAAAUAUCGCUUUUACACAAAGGGUAUAUGUUGGUCUUUGAUUCAUGC